GAAGAAUAGAUCAUGGCGGACAAGAAGCAAGAAGCCCGUAUUGAGUAGCCAGUGAAGAAAUUGGGGAGGUUUUCUGCAAAACUAACUUGAUAUGGCGGCUAAAAGCUGCCGAACCUUCUUUAGAUUGGCCAGCAUCCAGGUAGGCCUUUAUCAGUUAGGAAAACUAGAAAUAUCCUAAAACUCCUAAAAUAUCCUAUGUAUCUGUUGUUACUAUACUGGAGCAUGAAAACGUGUUUUUAACCUCAUAGCAGACGAUAUACUGCAUAAGUUUUACGUUAAAAGACAACAGGUAAUGACACUCGUUUUCACUUCUCUUAUAACCCCACUCAUGGGACUACCAGAGCAUUGACAAUAGUUUGUUAAUGUUUCCUUUCGAAACCAAAAUCAUAACUUUACUGGUUUGAAUGGAUAUUGAUGGUUUUAUUCUUGUAUCUUUACAGGGUGUUGGCCAUGUUGGACAAAUAGGAGUUCUAGGUGGUCAUGGUGUGUCAUGUUUUCCUGCCAUGGCGGCAACACCCCCUAUCACAAAGAUUCUUGGUGUCAGUUGUGCAUAUCAAACAAGAGAAAAACUACAGAAAAAGGCCAAAAUUAUACCGAGCCACAAAAUUGGUGUCACCAAAGGCCACGACUCACAUCACACAGGUCCUUUAUGAAAAUACAUUGCAUCAGAAAGAGAAGUUCUAGCAUUAGCACUCAGAGUGCAUAAAAUUGACAAAUUGAUAAAAAGUUUAAAAAAUAGGAAAUGUGAGUCUGUCCCAUGCAAUACUGUGAAAUUCUUUUACUUGUAUAAGACCACAAAAGUCAUUCAGAAAAGAGACACUGAUCUCUAAUGAACCAUUCUCCAAUCCCAUUCUCUAUGAUCUAAUUUUGGACCAUGUGAGUAGCCACUGAAAAUGAUACAACACCUUUUUAACCCUUUCACUCCUAAGAUCUAGUUAGUAAUUCUCCUUACUAUCUGCCAUAAAAUUCUUAUGAUGCUAGUUCAGAGAAUUUGGUAUUGGAUCAACCAAUAAUCCCAUGGUUGUCAUUCUUUUCUAUUUAAGUUAGGCAUUCAUUUUUUUUUUAAUUCUGGCAAGUUAAGCUCAACUACACUGAAUAAAAUAUUCCCUUUUUUAUUGUAAAUGCUUAGGGUGCUUGAAAUUACUCCCAUUUUAGUGCAUAAGUUAUAAAUCUAAAGCAAGAUAUCAAUGUUUUGAUGGGAGGCAUUAAAUAUUUUGUAGUUAAAUGGGAUUUAACAUAGUUAAUGAACAGGAGCAAACUGAACAGCAUUUUACAGGCAUCUCUGUCCAGCGAUAUUCCUUAUCAGUGCACGCAUUGUUUUCCCAUGUGCUUGCAUUUUGUUCCCUGCACUAUAGUGUGGCAGUGUUUUUGUUUAGGGUAGCAGUUCUCUGUGUUCCCUCCUUUCUAUUUCCAACUGCAAGGUUUCUUGACCAUAGAUUUGCUCAAUUUUCAACUGUAGGUCAAAUGAAAAUGGUUUUUUAUCAGAAAAUUGCGAUAUUUCGAAACACUAAUUUUCUUAGAAUAAAAUAUAUAUAUACACAAAUAUAUUUGAAUUGAAAGCAAGUCCAUUGUUCUUUCUUUUUUUUUUAUUUAGGAAAUUUAAAGGGAAGCUUGUGGGCAUCAGAAAGGAUGAUGGAUGACAUUAUGAUUCGCAAGUUUGUGGAAGGAGUCAUGCAUGAAUAUUUGGUUUCUGAGGUUGUCAUCAAGAGAAAGGCAAACCGCAUUAACAUUGUUUUUCUUGUGCCUCCGGUUAUGAACUUGCCAAAGUUUUACUUCCUUGUGGGAUUUACAGAGACACUACUUACGGAAAUGCUGGAAUGUAUUGUGAAAGUGGAGUGUCAGUCUACAAUGUAAAACACUUCUUUUGAAUUCAAUCUUCAAAUUUGGAGAAUCUUAAUAUGCUUUUCAUACAAAUGGGGAACAACCCCCUCUAAAACUGUAGUAGUGAUGAACUUGCAUGCUCUUUUGCAGUCUAUUGGCUUUGAAAUGUAGGAAACUCAACAUUUACUGUUGAGAACCAAAGAGACAUUUGAUAGAGUGAAUAAAAUAAAACAU
Pocillopora meandrina is the source of this 2055-nucleotide messenger RNA. Lineage: Eukaryota; Metazoa; Cnidaria; Anthozoa; Scleractinia; Pocilloporidae. The record is from the annotation of a GenBank genome assembly.